GAAGAAGAGGUUGGGUUCAUUCAUCGCCUCCUCUUUCUGUCAUUCUUAAUCAUGUCAAGCUUUGUGUAUAUGAUUGUGUAAAUAUUUUGUAUAUGUGUAUUUGUGCAUGAAACUAUUGCAUUUUAUCAAUUAAAUAUAGUUAUCAAUUCAACGACAACCUUAAAGUGUAGCAAUUUCGUGAAGUUGCCUCGAAACAUGUUAAAUGGACCGUAAUACAAUUAUUUUUUACUCUAAACCGGUAUAAGAUGAACUUUUGCUCUAAAAUGUUGUGUAUUUAGAGUGAGGAAAUUAAUUACUUCUCUCGUCAAGCUCAGAACAAAAAAGGAUGUUAUAAAGUAGCAUGAGCGUAUAAAAUUUACGAAGACAAUUGCCAUUUAUGAAGUUGUAUCUACAAGUGUUAUUUAACCAUGAACAAAACAGUGUUUGUUCCCGUCUUAGUUGUAUUAUUUUCUUUGGCAUCAAUAUUAUGUCAAGAAUACGAGGACGAUGAGGAUUAUGAGGAUAUAUCUAAUAUAAAUUCUACAUCAAACGGUUCUUUGACUUUUAUCACGAAAUUGUCAAAUGUCACACGUAAUGUAGGCAAAGCAGCUAAAUUCGUAUGCGAAGUAAAAAACUUGGAUACAAAUCACACCAAUUCUAAAGUAUCAAUUAGCUGGCGACACCUCGUACCCGUGGAAACCAAUGAAAAAUAUAAAAUUGCAAAUAAGCACAAAGAGAAUUUGUAUACUUCAACUUUAAGAAUAUUAAAUUUAGAGUAUUUCGAUAGAGGAUUUGUUGAAUGUAUAGCAAGAAAUGGAAUAGAAAAAAUUAGGUCUGUUAGUUAUUUGGAAAUAAAUCAGGAACCAAAUAAAUAUGGUAGUACUGUUAUUAAUUCAUUGAAGACUGAAAACAGCGAUCUAAACAGUUAUGGAGAAAUUACAACAUUUGUACCCAACAGUAUCGCAAAAGAUAGACACAAUGAUUUUUUAACUACAGUAGGUAGCAAAUCUAAAACAUUUUCGGCACCAAUUCAAUUUGAUUUGGAUUCAAGUGGUAAACUACCAGAAAAUGUACCUAAACCUUAUAACAGUUCACAACCGUUAUGUCAACUUUACGUUGGACAAAAAUGCAGGAAACACCUAGCUGGGAAGUUUGUUUUUGUUCAACCACCAUAUUCUCAAAAAGACAUUGAGGAUAAAUUAGAUGCUGCAUUUUUAGUAAUUUCACAAUCGAAUGAUAUAUCACCUAUCUGCAGUAAAUUCGCUGAACCGAGUGUUUGUUUUUCGGCAUUUCCUUUGUGUAUUGACCAUGAACAAAUUGACGAAUACCAUACACAACAUUUCUCAGAACUUAGCAGUUUAACGAGCGACAACAAACAGAAAUUCAAGAAUAUACGCACAAAAUUGACAAAUUCACUUAGAAGAAUAUGCAGAGAUGAAUGUUUAUUAUUGGAAAAUGAACUUUGUAGCAAAGAGUACAGCAUUGCCAAAAGACAUUUAGUUAUAAGUCAAAUUAUGGAAUUAGAAGUUUGUGAGCAACUGCCAACAGAAGUCGACAUCAGUUCUAAACAUUGUCUUACUCUUGGUGUUGGUGAACUUAACGUAGAUAGAGAGGAAGAAUGUUAUUGGGAUACUGGAAAAUUAUACAGAGGAGUCCAAGAUAAAUCAUACACUAGUAAACCCUGCCUUAGAUGGGCACAUCAAUUUCAUAUUUCUACUUCGGAUAAUCCCGAAUUGGCAGGUCACAAUUAUUGUAGGAAUCCAAAAGAAUUAGAAAAAGAACCCUUUUGUUAUAUUGACCAAAAUCAAAGAGAAGUAUGUGGAGUAAAUAAGUGUGUUUAUGUAUUUGGUACAUACAUUGGAGGCUCGAUAGUGGCUCUUAUUGCAGUUGUAGCUGCUUUCGCAUACUGUUAUUGUAAUAGAAAAAACAAACUUACAAGAAAUCUUCAAAACAAGGAUUUACCGCAAGUUAGUAAGAAUAUUUACGGUAGUCCAGGUCCCAGUGCCCCAAUGGAAUUGAACUCUUUACUACCGCCUCACCUUCCUCCCCAUAGAAGUAAUCACGGAUCUAACAAAAACAGUAUUCAAUCAGUGCCUCACUAUACUUUUAAAGAAGUCAGAUUUUUAGAAGAACUUGGAGAGGGAGCUUUUGGAAAAGUUUAUAAAGGUGAACUCAAAGCGAAGACUGGUAAAAUGUUUGUAGCUGUUAAAUCAUUAAAAGAAAAUGCCAGUGCUAAAACUCAGGCAGAUUUUCAACGAGAAAUUGAAUUGAUAUCAGAAUUAAAGCACCCUAAUAUCAUAUGUCUAUUGGGUGUUGUUGUGAAACAAGAACCAAUGUGUAUGUUAUUUGAAUAUAUGUCUGAGGGGGAUUUACAUGAGUUUUUAAUAUCAAACUCUCCCGAAGAAGGGAAAUGCUUAACACACAAUCAAUUCUUAGAUAUAGCAAUUCAAAUAGCACAAGGUAUGGAGUACCUUUCUUCAAAUCAUUAUGUACACAGAGACUUAGCAGCGAGAAAUUGCCUUGUAUCCAAAGAUUUAGUGGUUAAAAUUAGUGAUUUUGGAUUAAGUAGAGAUAUGUACAGUUGCGAUUAUUAUCGUGUACAAUCCAAAUCACUGUUACCCGUUAGGUGGAUGCCACCUGACUCUAUAUUGUAUGGAAAAUUUACUACUGAAAGUGAUGUUUGGUCAUAUGGAGUAGUUUUAUGGGAAAUUUAUAGCUACGGAUUACAACCUUAUUAUGGUUAUAAUAAUCAAGAAGUUAUAAAUAUGAUAAGAUCAAGAAAAUUAUUACCUUGUCCAGACGCUUGCCCUAGUUAUUGUUAUGCUCUUAUGGUAGAGUGUUGGGCAGAACAAGCAAACAGAAGACCAAAUUUUAGCGAAAUUGUACAUAGAUUAAAAAUUUGGCGACAAAGUGGAUCUACAAAUGGAGCAUACUUUAAAACAGCUCCUACGCCACAGAAAUAUAGUCAAAGUUUAAAAUCGAAUCAUACGUCUGAUUCUCAAUCUGGAUGUCCUGGAGAUAUUCAGAUGUCUUUUACCUGGGAACGGGAUCGGCACAAACCUACAUCGAGUAGGUUAAAUGAUAGUCAAAGCAGUUUAACGUCACGGUCUUCAAGUUUGGGCAACACAACACAAAGUACAGUAAUAAGCAACGAAAUUCAUAGAGAAAAACGUCCAAAGAAGAGUAUUGAUUCUUUAGAUAGGCUUAAUCCCAAAAAUACAGUUGUAAGCAGUAGCGGUAAUGGUGACGGAGUUGAAACUAAAAUUACGUUGUAAAUAUUUAAAAUGAUUAUUAAUACAUACCGUUAUUGAAUUUAAAAAAUAUCCAUUAUUACAUUUUGUCUAAGUAACUAAUUUUAUAAAGAACCAACAAAAAUCAUGAAUCUCUAUAGUAUUUAUUAUUCAAAAUUUGUUUGCCUAUACCAAUAUGGUUUUUUGUGGUGAAAUAUUUUUUAAUUGAAGUAUAGAUUAUUUCAGAAACAGAAUCGUUUUUAUAAUAAUUCGAAUAUUAUAUUGAAUGUAAGCAAUACGCGAAUUAUUACCUUUUCUUUCAAAAUUUCAUUUUUAAAAACUAUAUUAACACAACGUUACAAUUUUUUGAAUAAAUUACAUUAAUCUCAAACGAUUGAAUUAACUAAAUUCAUUAAUGAAUGAAUUAAAAGGUUUUUACAACAAUUCCUAUUUAUAUUGAAAUAAAUGUUGAUUUAGUAUUUAUGAAAUAUAAUCUUUUUAUGUUUUAAUUUUUGAAGUAGUCCGGAUUUUCUAGAUGCAACUCGUUUAGGUAAAAAAUAGUUCACACAAAAAAUCGUUCACUAGUAACAAUAUACAAAUAAUGAAUUUGGAAAUGUUUUCAUGUAUUUUCACCAGCGUCAGAUUAAGGAGCUAGCGGGGCGGAAGCCCCAGGCUCCGUGUUAGUAGGGGCCCCGCAAAAUUUUAUAUCAUUUAUGGAAUGAGAUUUGAAUUUAUUUUUACUUUUAAUUUAUAUUCACUUUGAAACUAAUAUAUUACAUUUAAAAAAGUUAGAGCUGAUUUGGAUUUCCUUAAGUGGGCCUCUGUUCAAUUUUAGCCCCAGGCCCCACUACUUUUUAAUUCAACGCUGAUUUUCACUGUUUUCUGUUCACUUUGUUUAUUUUUGUUUUGGUUCUUUAAGAACAUUGAAUACAUUCAGUCACUCUUCGCCAAAAAUUGUAUACAACAAUUUAUUUUAAAUCAUAUUUUUUUAUCAACUUUAUAAAAGUAUGUAUAUUAAUGGGUCAUUGUUAUUCAUUGAUUCAAUCUAAAUAUAUGUUAUCUAUUUAAACUUCAUGUGUAAUUGUUGGACUUGUUUAAGUUAUUGGGAUUUAUACCAAAGAAGUCAAUAUAUAUUUUGCAAUGUAUGUAGCUAAUAAGCACGAUACAAUAUCACACUAUAUAUUUUAAAUUCAAUUUCUUAUAGUUUUUCAAAGGAAGUGUCAAUUAAAAAAGAAUCAUAGCAGUGAUGCACCCGUAAUUCAUGAGUUUGCCUCCCCUAAUCAUUAAAAUUAGUGAGAGGAUAAGUUUGAUAGUCCUUGCACAUAUGACGAUCUGUGUCGACGUGAAUAUCUUAAACUACUGGUAGUAUUUUUCUGGAAAUUUGUGUAUAAACAUUACCUGGGACUCUUUUGAGUUCAAAUAUCACUAUCACAACUUCUUUUUAUACAAGAUGUGGAUCUUAACUGUUUCGAACAACCUAGUUGUAGAUUUACCCAGUGAUGUUGCCUCUUAGAGGCCAGUACCUUAGUGUCUAUCAUCUAAAACUCUACCACGUGCUCCAAUGGACAUCUUCUAUAAAGGAUAUUAACUUGACAUAAAACAGGUUUUUAAAAUUUCAAAAUUACAUUCCAAAAUAAUCCACAAUCAUUAUUAUGAUAUAUAACUCUUCUAUUUUCUAACUGAAUUUCAUCAUUACCAUAGACUUUUUUGAAAUUAAUUUGCGGAUCAUACGCUGAAACCGAUGUUAAUCGACACAGCUCGUCGAACCAGUUCAGGAAAUACAAAAAUCACAACGUGAGUCCGAAAAAUCUCCCUAACUGUUAGUUUAUAAAUAAAUUCAAAUAAAGAAGUAUUAAUCAAAACAAGCACCUUAUUCAUUUCCACUAUUGUUGUUAGCUAAAAAUUGAAUAUAUACUGACUCCUUUUAAAAAAAAUAUUGAUUUAGUUAAUUCAUCUAAACAUAAAUGCUCUCAUUAUUUUUAAAAAAUGGGAUAAUUUCGAUUCAUUUGCAUAUUUCUUUACAUUAAAGGGGUUGUAACAUCACCUGGGGUUCCUAUAAAGUGAAGAAGUCUCUGAAAGUAUAACUGAAUCAUUGGAAGUGUUGGUGGUAUAAUAUCUUCAUUACCACAGUUGUGAAUACACACUUCAUCUUUGAAUUUAGGGUCAUACUAUUUCUGAGUGUCACAUAUACUUUUUGUUGCGACUAUAGUUGGAAUGAAAUAUUAUCUUGAGGAAGCAAGUCAAUUACGCACGUCGUGAGUAGUAUUCUCGCCCAUGCAACAAAACAGUGAGAAUCCGAAUUUAUCCAGGUUCUUUGUAUAUGCUCCAACAAACAUAGAAUCUCUCUUUUUGUAAAUAUCAUUAAAAACAUAUCUUAACAGUUUAUUGUAUAUAACAUUCAAUUGUUUUGAAUUUUAUUCUCUUUGUUUUCAUAUUUUAAACCGUUGUUUAUAAUUUUGGUGUUUUUUGCCAUUUUUUGCACAAGAAAAUUACACUUUAAUUUUUUGAAAUCACAACAUUUAUGUUCCUUAUAAAUAAGUAUACUUUAAAUUUUGCAAUGGGAGGAUUGGAUUGCAUUAAAUCAUCAUCAACUAUUUUAGUUAUAAUCAGAAAAUUAUAUGAAACUGAAAGACUCAUCCUUCAAAUACUGUUGGUGUUGUUAUCGAUUGGAGUGGUGAUAGAGGUUCGCAUUAUACUAUUCAAUUAGUUUCAUACAAAUAUAUGGCAGCUCAAACUAAAAAAAUUUAUAGUAAUUGUAUUUUUGUAAAUAGUUUAGUAAUUACAGUCCUAUUAUGCCAAAUUUUUUAUAUAAUAUUAAUUAAUGAUGUACCAAGUUUCCUUGUUUUAUGGUUUGUAUGUUUUAUUUUUUGCUAAGUUUUUAAAUGUCAACAAAUAUUUAUAAAACUAUACUGUGUGUUUGUGUGAUUUUAUAUUAUAAAUAAAUGUAACAUUAUUAUUAAA
Molecule: messenger RNA, 6170 nt
Organism: Diorhabda sublineata
Lineage: Eukaryota; Metazoa; Arthropoda; Insecta; Coleoptera; Chrysomelidae
Product: tyrosine-protein kinase transmembrane receptor Ror-like
Exons: 19
Coding region: 408-3254 (948 amino acids)
Biological process (GO): protein phosphorylation; positive regulation of kinase activity; cell surface receptor protein tyrosine kinase signaling pathway
Cellular component (GO): signaling receptor complex
Molecular function (GO): transmembrane receptor protein tyrosine kinase activity; protein binding; ATP binding
Source: RefSeq, a predicted model, not a curated record